This is a messenger RNA of Orbicella faveolata, 1090 nucleotides long. RefSeq lists its product as uncharacterized. The record is from RefSeq and is a predicted model, not a curated record. Lineage: Eukaryota; Metazoa; Cnidaria; Anthozoa; Scleractinia; Merulinidae.
GGGGCCGAAUUUAUACCUCGGUCAUUUCCUUUGGAAAGCCCGAGUAAUAAGUUUUGCUUUGUUAUUUGAAGAUGACUGGUUUGCCUGUGAGGUUUCUUACGAAAGGAAAUCUUUCUUUUCGGCUGUUUUAUCAACAGAGUCUAUUAAUAUGGAUCAGAAGAGGUUACAUGUAGAGACGGGGAACACAUGAAACAAGCCGCUGAGAAAAAGACCGACUCCAACUGGUUCUUCAAGAAAGUCUCUCUUCGGCAGUUCUCCCUCAGGAAAGCCGCAAAGGUACCCCAACCAAGAUUAGUCACAAGACUUAAAGGAGUUAAUACUUCGCCAAAAGUUUUAAAAUUUGACUCAAAGAAGCAAAGGAUUGUUUGGCAGAAAAAAGAGGAUGUGGCACUUGCACAGUUUGUUGCCUUACACAAAAACUUACAGCGAACAAAAAGUGAAUGGCCUUCACUAAAUCCGAAGUCAAAAUACUGGAAAGAUGUGCUGAUUACAUCAAACAGACAGCUGGAACAAAGUAUCUCAGAGAGGGAUCAUCAAUCUGCCAACGAGUGGUGGUAUACAGGAAAGGCCAUUAUAAUGGCUCCCAGUACAUUGGCUCCCAGUAUUGUUUAGAGUUCAGUUUAAAUUGCUUCUUCUUGUUUACAAGGCACUACACAACCAAAGUCCUUCCUACAUAAAUGAUCUUUUAUCCCUGAAACCAGAUACAAAUUACGCUCUUCGUUCGUCUGCAAAAUCUCUUCUGGUUGUUCCAAAAGUCAACUGCUCUACACUUGGGGAUCGCGCCUUUGCUCAUGCUGCACCUGUUUUAUGGAACUCGCUGCCAUUAACUAUAAGAACAAGUAGCAGCCUCGCCAUUUUCAAAAAGCAACUGAAAACAUUUCUUCUUAAGAAAGCUUUUGACUUGUGGAAAUAGUUUUAAAGUUUAGCAUAGUUGUUGUAAUAGUUUUAAAGUUUAGUGAUUUCCAUUUAUUCAUUUAUUUUAACUUAAUGUAAAGUGCUUUUGAGUAUGUUUGUAUAGUUCUAGCGCUAUACAAGUCUAUUAUUAUUAUUAUUAUUAUUAUUAUUAUUAUUAUUAUUAUUAUUAUUAUUA